CGACGGAGUGAGUAAUACAGUGAUCUCUUCACAAACGACACACACACAAAUGCUGCGACAUUUCUGCAAAAGGGAUAAGUUAUGAGUCCAAUUAACAAAUGAGACUCAAAAAAGAAAAUGGACAGUACUUCAGAUUCUUCUUCUUCUAGUAGUAGUAGAGUUGUGUGGUUAAUUGCAGUUCCCUUGAUUUUAGUGUCUCUGUAUUUUGGUCUACAAAGUUCAACAAGCUCUACUUUGGUCCUUUCUUUUGGAAAAUUUUCUUCGGCAACAAAUUAUGAUUCUUCCAAGAAUAUUAAUCCACCAAUUGGGGAAUUAGAAAAGAUGUUGAUGAGCAGUUUAGAGAGAGUUGAAGCUGGUCUUGUAAGAGUGAGAGCUGAUAUAAAAGAAGCACAGAGUAAAAAUCAAACAUUUGAUGAUCCUGAGUAUGUCCCUACUGGUCAAAUUUACGGGAACCCCACUGCCUUUCACAGGAGCUACUUGGAAAUGGAAAAACAUUUUAAGAUAUACGUAUACGAGGAAGGUGAUCCCCCUGUAUUUCACUAUAGUGCUAGUCAAGGAAUCCUGGGAAUUGAAGGAAUUCUGAUUCAUCAGAUUGAGAUUAGCAAGUUCCGUACUAAUGAUCCUGAAAUAGCCCAUGUUUACUUUCUCCCGUUCAGUGUCUUAUCAAUAGUGAGCUAUGUUUAUGUUGUCGAUUCUCGGGAAUGGGGUCCUAUGCGGAAUACGACAGAUUACAUUGAUGGUAUCUCAAGAAAAUAUCCUUAUUGGAAUAGAAGCCUUGGAUCUGAUCACUUCAUGUUUGCUUGCCAUGAUUGGGCUCCUAAAAUUUCCUUUGUUGUUCCUUACUUAUAUAAAAACUCGAUACGAGUUCUAUGCAAUGCAAAUACCUCUGAAAGAUUCGACCCUAUCAAGGAUGUAUCCUUGCCAGAAAUCUAUCUCCCUCAUGUUACAAUGAAUGGCUUAAUUGGAGGGCCGUCUCCAUCCCAUCGCUCUGUUUUAGUUUUCUACGCGGGAGGAAUCCAUGGCUACAUAAGGCAAGUGCUAAUGGAGCAGUGGGGAAAGAACGACGAUCCGGACGUGCAAAUCCACGAGUACCUUCGUCCAAAGAACGUGUCGUACUAUGGCAUGAUUAGAAAGAGCAAGUACUGUAUUUGCCUGAGUGGUUAUGAAGUGGCUAGCCCGAGAAUGGUUGAGGCACUCUACAUGGGUUGUGUUCCGGUACUCUUGAAGGAUCAUUAUGUGGCUCCGUUUAGCGAUGUUUUGAAUUGGAAAAGUUUUGCCGUCGAAAUGAAUUCAAGUGAUAUAUCUAAUCUGAAGAAAAUCUUGAUGUCAAUACCUCAGAAAGAGUACAUCAGAAUGCAGAAGAGAGGCCUUCAAGUUAGGAGGCAUUUUGAGGUAAAUUUUCCUCCUAGGAGAUAUGAUGUUUUUCAUAUGAUUCUUCACUCCAUUUGACUUAGAAGGCUCAACAUUCAUAUCCAUGACAUCAACGACGGAUGACUGCUUCACGGGAAGUAUACGGUAUUAUUGGCUAUGAUGCUCGGAUCCUAAAAAAAUGCUGGCACACUCAGUGUCAGAUCCUCCAAAUGAGAAGGCAUAUUUUUGAAGUAUUCAAGCAACAUAACUGUUUGGUUAACGAAAAUCUUUGCAUAACUCCGCAGUUAUGAGUUCUAGGAUUUCUGUGAAGUAGGAAAAGUUAAGCUACACAUAUAUAGUUCAUUAUUUGCAGCUACCUUAAUUCAGGUGCAAAUAAUUUUCUGCUUCUGUAUGCAACUUCAUCCAUUUGAUGUACUAACACUCCUUUUUAUUACACUUACAAUAUAUGA
Molecule: messenger RNA, 1820 nt
Organism: Lycium ferocissimum
Lineage: Eukaryota; Viridiplantae; Streptophyta; Magnoliopsida; Solanales; Solanaceae
Product: probable glycosyltransferase At5g03795
Exons: 3
Coding region: 118-1449 (443 amino acids)
Molecular function (GO): glycosyltransferase activity
Source: RefSeq, a predicted model, not a curated record